This is a messenger RNA of Elephantulus edwardii (Cape elephant shrew), 5127 nucleotides long. It is a transcript of the gene MECOM, whose product is annotated as MDS1 and EVI1 complex locus. NCBI's taxonomy places the organism in Eukaryota, Metazoa, Chordata, Mammalia, Macroscelidea, Macroscelididae. Gene Ontology annotation, biological process: regulation of transcription by RNA polymerase II. Bases 40 to 3666 code for a protein of 1208 amino acids. Gene Ontology annotation, cellular component: nucleus. The record is from RefSeq and is a predicted model, not a curated record. The transcript has 16 exons. Gene Ontology annotation, molecular function: DNA-binding transcription factor activity, RNA polymerase II-specific; RNA polymerase II cis-regulatory region sequence-specific DNA binding; histone H3K9 methyltransferase activity.
UGUGUAUAUGGCAGCUACUCUGAAGUAGCUUCGGAAGAAAUGCCAGAUGCAGAGGGAGUAGUUAGCACGUCUCUCAAUCUUCAAGAGCCAUGCUCGCCAGCCACCUCCAGUGAAACAUUUACCCCCAAGGAAGGCUCUCCUUACAAAGCCCCCAUCUACAUCCCUGAUGAUAUCCCCAUCCCUGCGGAGUUCGAACUACGAGAGUCCAGUAUACCUGGAGCAGGACUAGGAAUAUGGACCAAAAGAAAGAUUGAACCUGGUGAGAAGUUCGGGCCUUACGUCGGAGAGCAGAGGUCAAGUCUGAAAGACCCCAGUUACGGAUGGGAGAUCUUAGAUCAGUUUUGCAAUGUGAAGUUCUGCAUCGAUGCCAGUCAACCAGAUGUAGGAAGCUGGCUGAAGUACAUCAGGUUCGCUGGCUGUUACGACCAGCACAACCUCGUUGCAUGCCAGAUAAAUGAUCAGAUAUUUUAUAGAGUAGUCGCCGACAUUGCACCAGGAGAGGAGCUCCUCUUGUUCAUGAAGAGUGAAGAGUACCCUCAUGAAACCAUGGCCCCGGACAUCCACGAAGAGCGCCAGUAUCGCUGUGAGGACUGUGACCAGCUCUUUGAGUCCAAAGCUGAAUUAGCAGACCACCAGAAGUUCCCGUGUAGUACUCCGCACUCAGCGUUUUCAAUGGUGGAAGAAGACUUUCAACAAAAGCUCGAGAGUGAGAAUGAUCUCCAAGAGAUACACGCAAUCCAGGAGUGUAAGGAAUGUGACCAAGUGUUCCCCGAUUUGCAAAGCCUGGAGAAACACAUGUUGUCACAUACCGAAGACAGGGAGUACAAGUGUGAUCAGUGUCCCAAGGCGUUUAACUGGAAGUCCAACUUAAUUCGCCACCAGAUGUCACAUGACAGUGGAAAGCACUAUGAAUGUGAAAAUUGUGCCAAGGUUUUCACGGACCCUAGCAACCUCCAGCGGCACAUUCGCUCCCAGCACGUCGGUGCCCGGGCCCACGCAUGCCCGGAGUGCGGCAAAACCUUUGCCACCUCGUCAGGCCUCAAACAGCACAAGCACAUCCACAGCAGUGUGAAGCCCUUCAUCUGUGAGGUCUGCCAUAAAUCCUAUACUCAGUUUUCAAACCUUUGUCGUCAUAAGCGCAUGCAUGCUGAUUGCAGAACCCAAAUCAAGUGCAAAGACUGUGGACAAAUGUUCAGCACUACGUCUUCCUUAAAUAAACACAGGAGAUUUUGUGAGGGCAAGAACCAUUUUGCGGCAGGUGGAUUUUUUGGCCAAAACAUUUCCGUUCCUGGAACCCCAGCUAUGGAUAAAACGUCCAUGGUUAAUAUGAGUCAUGGCAACCCGGGCCUUGCUGACUAUUUUGGUGCCAAUAGGCAUCCUGCUGGUCUUACCUUUCCAACAGCUCCUGGACUUUCUUUUAGCUUCUCUGGUCUGUUUCCUUCCACCUUUUACCACAGGCCUCCUUUGAUACCUGCUAGUUCUCCUGUUAAAGGAUUAUCAAGUACUGAACAGACAAACAAAAGUCAAAGUCCCCUCAUGACACAUCCUCAGAUACUGCCAGCCACACAGGAUAUUUUGAAGGCACUAUCUAAACCCGUAGGGGACAGUAAGCCAGUGGAGCUCCAGCCCGAGAGGUCCUCUGAAGACAGGCCCCUUGAGAAAAUCAGUGACCAGUCAGAGAGUAGUGACCUUGACGAUGUCAGUACGCCAAGUGGCAGUGACCUGGAGACAACCUCGGGCUCUGAUCUGGAAAGUGACAUUGAAAGUGAUAAAGAGAAAUUUAAAGAAAAUGGUAAAAUGUUCAAAGACAAAGUAAGCCCUCUUCAGAAUCUGGCUUCAAUAAAUAAUAAGAAAGAAUACAGCAAUCAUUCCAUUUUUUCACCAUCUUUAGAGGAGCAGACUGCGGUGUCAGGAGCUGUGAAUGAUUCUAUAAAGGCUAUUGCUUCUAUUGCUGAAAAAUACUUUGGUUCAACAGGACUGGUGGGGCUGCAAGACAAAAAAAUUGGAGCCUUACCUUACCCUCCCAUGUUUCCCCUCCCGUUUUUUCCAGCAUUCUCUCAAUCAAUGUACCCAUUUCCUGAUAGAGACUUGCGAUCCUUAUCUUUGAAACUGGAACCCCAAUCACCAAGUGAAGUCAAGAAACUGCAGAAAGGGAGCUCUGAGUCUCCCUUUGAUCUCACUACCAAGAGAAAGGAGGAGAAGCCCUUGACUCCAGUGCCCUCCAAGGCUUCGGCGACGACUGCCACAAGCCAAGACCAGCCCCUGGAUCUAAGUAUGGGAAGUAGGAGUAGAGCCAGCGGGACGAAGCUGACUGAGCCUCGCAAAAACCACGUGUUUGGAGAAAAGGAAGGGAGCCACGUGGAAGCCAGACAGGCAGCCGACGGCUCCUUGCAGCACGCCAGACCCACUCCUUUCUUUAUGGACCCCAUUUACAGAGUAGAGAAAAGAAAGUUAACCGACCCGUUUGAAGCUUUAAAAGAGAAAUACUUGCGACCUUCUCCAGGAUGCCUGCUUAACCCACAAUUACAACUGCCUGAUCAGAGAACUUGGAUGUCUGCUAUUGAAAACAUGGCGGAGAAGUUGGAGAGCUUCAGUGCCCUGAAACCUGAAGCGAGUGAGCUGCUUCCAUCGGUUCCCUCCAUGUUCAACUUCAGGGCACCUCCCAACGCCCUGCCAGAGAAUCUCCUGCGCAAGGGGAAAGAGCGUUACACCUGCAGAUACUGUGGCAAGAUUUUCCCGAGAUCUGCAAACUUAACCCGGCACUUGAGAACCCACACAGGAGAGCAGCCUUACAGAUGCAAAUACUGCGACAGGUCAUUUAGCAUAUCGUCUAACUUACAGCGGCAUGUUCGAAACAUUCACAAUAAGGAGAAGCCUUUUAAGUGCCACUUAUGUGAUAGGUGUUUUGGACAACAAACCAACCUAGACAGACAUCUAAAGAAACAUGAGAACGGGAACAUGUCUGGUACAGCAACAUCAUCGCCUCAUUCUGAACUGGAAAGUACAGGCGCGAUUCUUGAUGACAAGGAAGACGCUUAUUUUACAGAAAUUCGAAAUUUUAUAGGAAAUAGCAACCAUAGCAGCCAGUCACCCAGGAAUGUGGAAGAGAGGAUGAAUGGCAGUCAUUUUAAGGACGAGAAGGCUUUGGUAGUGAGCCAAAAUUCUGAUUUAUUGGAUGAGGAAGAAAUAGAAGAUGAAGUAUUGUUAGAUGAGGACGAGGAAGACAAUGAUAUUACUGGAAAAACAGGAAAAGAACCAUUGACAAGUAAUAUACAUGAAGAAAAUCCUGAAGAUGACUAUGAAGAAGCCAGUGCUCUGGAGAUCAGUUGCAAGGCUUCACCAGGGAGAUAUAAAGAGGAAGAAUAUAAAACUGGACUUUCAGCCCUAGAUCAUAUAAGGCAUUUCACAGAUAGCCUCAAAAUGAGGAAAAUGGAAGAUAAUCAAUACACUGAAGCUGAACUAUCUUCUUUUAGUGCAUCCUGUGUGCCGGAGGGACUUAAACAGCCGUUACAAAGAAAGUCCAAAUCACAGGCAUUUGCUAUGAUGUUGUCAUUGUCCGACAAGGAGUCCCUCCAUUCUACAUCCCACAGUUCUUCCAACGUGUGGCACAAUAUGGCAAGGGCGGCAGCCGAAUCCAGCGCCAUCCAGUCCAUCAGCCACGUAUGACGUCACCAAGGUUGACCAGCGGGGGACCAAGUCCACCAGUAGCAUGGCUCUUUCACUUAGGACUAUUUAAAAGACUGCUGAGCAGAAUGCCUUACAAACCUGAAGGGUCACUCAUGGAAAGUCUGGUGACCUUAAACUGAAUGAGGAAAAAAAAAAAGAACAGAAAGAAAAAAGAAACUAUUUAUUCUCGAUAUCUUGUUUUGCACAGCAAAGGCAGCUGCUGACUUCUGGAAGAUCAAUGCGACUUAAAGUGAUUUAAUGAAAAUGAGAAACAAAAACCCCAAACUUGCUGGGCAGAAGGCUUCUUCCAUUUCACCCCAUCCGAGCGUGUGGGUGGGAGAGGGGGUAGUUGAAAUGUCGACAUUGAAACGGAUGAACGCUCCAUAGAAAGAAAAUCUUUUUUUUUUUUUUAAACAAGAUCGCCUGACACAUGAUUGGGAACAGUUGCUUUUAAUUACAGAUAUGAAAUUACAGAUCUAAUUGUUUUUUCCUUUGUUCACAUUUUAAGUAAUUUAGCCCUUUUAAGAUGGAAGUAAUUGAAUGAAAUGCACACUUGAUUAUUCUUGAAGCUGAUAACAGGGAGUUUCUUGUGCCCCCUCAACCUUUGCCUUCGUAAGUACAUUGUUGAUAAAAAAAAACAGGGGAAAAGGGUAUGUGUAUAUUGUAAACUAUGGAUGUUCAAUGCUCAAAGAGGUUAAGUCAGUGAAGUAACUUGUUCACCACCAGGACCACUGUACCACUAAUUCAAAUGUUUGCCAAAUCCUUGUAAUAACAUCUUAAUUUUAGACAAUCAUGUCACUGUUUUUUAAUGUUUAAUUUUUGUGUGUGUGUUGUGUGUAUCAUGUAUUUAUUUGUUGGCAAACCAUGGUUUGUUGGUUAAAAUAGCACUGUUGUAGCAGCCACUACUUCCUGAUGUCGGAGGCACACCCCUUUCUGAGUUUUAAGGACCAAGGUGACUUGACCUGUGUAUGGGAGUGUCACACGGCGUUUGGCUUUUCUUAACAUUCCUUUUCUUUUUUUGUUUUGUUUUCCUUCUUAAUGAACUAAAUAACGAAUAGAUGCAACUUAGUUUUUUUGUAAUACUGAAAUUGAUUCAAUUGUAUAAAUGAUUAUAAUUUCUUCAUGAAAGCAUGAUCCUUCUGAUUAAAAAGUGUACCCAUAUUUUAUGCUGGUUGUCUGCAAGCUUGUGCGAUGUUUUGUUCACGUUAUCCUAUUUGUAAGAUGAAGUGUUCCAGACCUUAUGUUAAAAGAGAGACGUAAAUAACAGACUGUAUUCAGUUAUUUCUUCCCCCUUUAUCGAGGACCCAGAUUUGUUUUCUUUUGUUUGUAAUCUCAUUUUGAAAUAAUCGGCAAAUUGAGGUACUUUCUUCAAAUGCUUUGUACAAUAUAAACUGUUAUGCCUUUCAGUGCAUUACUAUGGGAGGAGCAACUAAAAAAUAAAGACUUACAAAAAUGACUUUU